Oikopleura dioica is the source of this 750-nucleotide messenger RNA. Lineage: Eukaryota; Metazoa; Chordata; Appendicularia; Copelata; Oikopleuridae. The record is from the annotation of a GenBank genome assembly.
AUGACAAGUUCAAAGUCGACGGACAUAAGAGCGACCAUUGUUCUAGACAAAUAUGGGCACGUCAAUUCAUUGACAUCCCGAUGCGCUGAUAUCAUCGGACCUGGAGUCGACGACUUUUUAAAAAAUCAAAAAUUCACCGACUUUCUCGUCGAUUUUUCUGAAGAAGAGCUUGUUCAGGGCGAAUAUCUUGCAGAAUUCAAGCGCCCAGAUGGCCGAAUAGUUGGAAUUCAAUUGACGAUCAUGCUGAAUCUCGUGGAUGAAUCUGGUGGACUCGUCAUUUUCCUCCGUCCUGUUGAUCGUUUCAUCUUUGAGCUCGUCAUCAACGAAGAUGGAAUCAUCCUUGACAUGGAAAACGAGCUCGGGGAAAUCAUACCAGAACUGCAAGACGGAGUGAUCGAAGAAAUCAUAGAAGAAGAUCAAAUACCGUUUGGAGACAGAAAUAAACGACACCCAGUUACAGUCAAAACUCGCUUCGGAUACUCAAUUGAGGACCCGCUGAAAAUCCACGGAUUUGCCUCUGACAUUUUUCACGAGCAGGAUGUCAUGGAGGCAAUAUCCUUUCCAGAAGACAGUCUCUACGACACUCCAGCUCCAAAGACCCGUCCAUUCAGUCCUCUCGCCCAGCGACUCCGACAUAGACCGAAACCUUUUGUGAAAAAUUAUCAAAAAUCAAAUGCCUCCGGAGAACGUCUUUUCAGCCUCGCACAGCAAAGUGGCUGGUUUGAAAUCGUGACUAGGAAGAGGUGUUGA